Messenger RNA from Oncorhynchus gorbuscha (pink salmon), 4748 nucleotides. RefSeq names its product alpha-N-acetylgalactosaminide alpha-2,6-sialyltransferase 2-like. The transcript is spliced from 10 exons. The coding region runs from base 403 to 1773 and encodes 456 amino acids. Gene Ontology annotation, molecular function: sialyltransferase activity. Lineage: Eukaryota; Metazoa; Chordata; Actinopteri; Salmoniformes; Salmonidae. The record is from RefSeq and is a predicted model, not a curated record.
UGCUGUGCCAGGCUCGAGUGUAGUCUGUGCUACAGUUUACUUAGUUAAAGAAGACUUCUGGGCGUAGAGGAUUUUCUACUGUCACUACUCUACUGCUUAGUACAGGACUGCCACUAAAGAAGACUAGUCACAGACUGUCGUGGGGUGAGAGGGGCCCCGGAGCAGAGACCCUCUGGACUCAUUUACAGUCAAAUCCACCCCUGGCCCUCAUCUCUUUUCCCAUUGCUCCCCUGAAAAACCUAAACGUCCUCCUCAGAAGGACAUCAGCGACUCCCCUCCACCCCUCUACUCCCUCAUCCUCCUCCCCCUCUGCCUAGUUCCCAUGUUCCUCCUCCGGGGAGGUUGGAGAGCAGGGGGCACACACGUGGCCAGCUGCCCAGGCUCGGGGCCACGGUGACAGACAUGGGGCUCAAGAGGAGAAUGGGGCUGUGCUUCCUGGGUGUCAUCUCCCUGCUGGUCAUCUACAUGCUGUGUUUGAGCCUGGAGAUCACCGUCCCCUGGCGCAUGGUCAACCUGAACCUGUCACACUUCCCUGGUCUUGGGUACACACAGGAACCAAACAGGUCACAUGACUCUGAGGACUCUAUUGACGGCAACACACCGUCAGAUAGUUUGGACAGCCUACACAUUGGUUCAACACCAACAACACAUUUCAGGCUAAAGGUACAGUCCACAUCCCCUGUCGGAGUCAGACCCUCAAUGAAACCUGGAGCCAGGGUCAGGACUACCAAGGGUCAAAAUAUUAAAGGUGCUCUCCUCUCCAAUUCAACCAAACCAACAGAGCCACCUUUCAUUGGAGACAGUUACUACAGCGAAGUCGCCCCACCUCAAACCGACUGUCCAAAUAGUAUUCGUAGCAGGGUUCCCCUGACAGACUUUGGGGUGAGGUAUCUGGGCAGGAUCCCUGUCCUCCAGUGGGCCAAGCAUGCCACUCCAGAACAGUACCAGCGCCUCCAAGUGUACCCAGGGGCUCACGGCUGGGGAAACCUUGAUAUUGACACUCUGGUGUCGACCCUGUCUGUUCUCAACACAUCGGCCAACUGGCACAUGUUUGAUGACUGGGAUCGUCGUCGCAACGGCUCGCAGUGUGUCUGCUGUGCUGUCGUGGGCAACGGAGGGAUUCUGAAGGAUUCUAAGAAGGGCCGGGAGAUUGACCAACAUGACUAUGUCUUCAGGACCAACGGCGCUGUGAUUAAGGGCUUUGAGCAGGAUGUGGGCUCUAGAACAUCCCUCUACACGUUCUCCACCAACACCCUCCGUAACUCCAUGAAGAGCUACGCCGGAGCAGGCUACAGAGGACCCCCGCUCUCUGAGGAGACUAGGUAUGUCUUCCUGCCAGACCAUGACAGAGAUUACCUGCUGAUGAAAGCAGCCGCCACCCACACUCCAGUAGAGAGAGGGCCAGAGAAGAGCAAAACGCCACCCACAUACUUUGGAAAAAAUGUGAGUGUAGAAAAGUUCAAGAUGUACCAUCCAGAUUUCAUACGUUACAUCAGAAACAGGUUCCUCCGAGGCCAUGCCAUGCAGACCAAAUACAAAAACAUAUACCGUCCAUCAACAGGUGCUGUGAUGCUGCUGGCUGCUAUGCACACCUGUGACCAGGUGAGCGCAUAUGGCUUCAUGACUCCAGACUAUAAAAACUACUCUGACCACUACUAUGACAGCAGAUAUCACCCUGUGGGUUUCUUCAUCAACCAUGACCUGAAGAUGGAGAUGACACUGUGGCAGCAGCUCCACCAGGCAGGACUCAUCACGCUCUACAUGCACCAGUGAUCUCAGGAACUAACUCACCCCAGGUCACUAUGGCAACGACCACAUUCAUGACAUACGUCUAUGGUAAUGACUCCGUCUCCACCACUGGCUCCCAAGGUUUGCCAACCCCCAGUAAACUAACUUAGUGUUAGUUGCAACUACAAGAUUUAUAGAAAAAUUACUCCACGUCUGACUUCGUCAUCGCCUGCCAUGUUGGAGGUUAGCCAAUACUUCUGAGAAAAUGGUCUCCGUGGAGAUGGGCUUAGCCUAUCCUCUUGAGAAGUCUCUAAAAGGGUGGAGGCAGGUUGCCAGUCAUAGACUGUUGCUGACACUUGCUGAGUUACCAGGAAAACUGACAGAUUCUUUUCAUUCUGGGAAAAGAUAGUUUUGGACUGUGCAGCUGAAGAUUUUAUCAAUGGCCCUGAUUUUGGACAUAUUUUACCAAAUAAUAUUUAUUAGCCUUUUAAUUUUUUUGUUGUUUAAUAUUACCCCCUUUUCUCCCCAAUUCCAUGGUAUCCAAUUGUUAGUAGUUUCUAUCUUCUCUCAUCGCUACAACUCCCAUACAGGCUCGGGAGAGACGAAGGUCGAAAGCCAUGCGUCCUCCAAAACUCAACCCAACCAAGCCGCACUGCUUCUUAACACAGCGCUCAUCCAACCCGGGAGUCAGCCGCACCAAUGUGUCGGAGGAAACACUGUGCACCUCGCGACCUGGUUAGUGUGCACUACACCCAGCCCGCCACAGGAGUAGAGACAAGGAAAUCCCUACCGUCCAAACUCUCCCUAACCCAGACGACGCUAGGCCAAUUUUGCGUCGCCCCACGGACCUCCCGGUUGCGGCCAGCUGCGACAGAGCCUGGGUGCGAACCCAGAGUCUCUGGUGGAACAGCCCUAGACCACUGCGACACCCGCGAGGCCCCUUUUAUUAGCCUUUACUAUCUUAAGACCUUUUUUAGUAUUUUUAAACCAUUUCAGACAAUCAGCUUUUGUGGGUCUUAGUCAGACAUAUGUUUCAAAGAUCAUACCCCCAAGACAUGCUAACCUCCCCUGUUAUUGGUAAUGGUUAGAGGUUAGAUCAUACCCCCAAGACAUGCUAACCUCCCCUGUUAUUGGUAAUGGUUAGAGGUUAGAUCAUACCCCCAAGACAUGCUAACUUCUUCUGUUAUUGGUAAUGGUGAGAGGUUAGCAUGUAUGAUCUGUGACCCUCCCUCUACCUUUCUCACUCAUCAUUAUUCACAAUCCAUUCAGGAUUUUCUGUAAUCAUGGUAGCACCCACAUGAAUGUAGAAGUGUUUAGAAACAUAUGCUAUUCUUAUUUAUAAUAAAAGUGACUCUAUUGGGCACAAAAUAAUCUGAAACACUACUAAACUAACUGCAAAUGCAUCCAACAAGUUUGUAGAGUCACAAGCUUGAUGUCGUCAUGGGAACAAAUAUUAAACUUUUACCACUUUAUUUAUAAUAAUCUUUAGAGUUGUCAAUAAUUUUUACCACUACCUUUUUGAGAGAUAAAAAGUAUUACUUGUUAAACAAAAUCUGAGCAAUUGUAAAUAUAAAAUAUAAUUCCCCCAUUUUUUUGCAUUCAUUAUAGAUCCGUAUUUUUAUUAUUUAUUUUACACAGUUGUUAUUGCUCAUCUUUUUUUAAGGGUGUCAGUAAUUUCAGACCCCACUGUAUGUUGACAAGAGAUAGGGCUGUUGCUGCUGGGCGGGCCACCUACUUAAAAUACCCUCUACCCUCCCUCACUGCCCUAAAUUAUUUCGUGCAGCACUGCCGGCAGUAGUCAUGGUCUAUUCUGAUAAUUAGUCAGAUUAUUUUGACAUGAUAUUACUAUGUUUCUGUGUGGAGUCAGUGUAGUAGUGGGUCAAAAGACAACUCAAGUGUUUGACCAAAGCAGAGUUAAGGGGAGAAGAUUUUAAAAAAUGUAAGCCAACAUUUUUAUUUUUUAUGAAAUAUGUUUUUAAAAUGUAUUUUACUUUCAUACAUGUUUCCUUAUUAAUAUGAGAGAGCAAUGCUACAUAGACAAGAACUGUAUUUUUUUUCAAACUACCACCAGUGUGUUCCUUAAUGUGAAUCUCAAUCUUUUGUCUGCAAAAUAAGUUGUUGUUGGGGUAACUGGGGAAACUAUUUGAAGUGAAGGAAGAUGUUUCCACAACAACUCCAAAAGGACACUUUGUCAGUGGCCUUUCUCCUCGGGCACUCGCUCCCAGAACAUGAAUGGAUGUUUCCAAGGAUCUCCUGGAGAAUUGGAGUAUGUGUGGCUGGACUAGACAAUAGAGCACCUGGACUCUUCUCAAAGCUAGCUCAGGGCUGGAUUCGUUAGGCACCAACCAGAAGAAAAUUGACUGAAAAAAGGAAGGACUACUUCAACUCCUCCAAUAAGAAACAUUUCUUUUAGUUUUCCGUUGCAAAGCAUUUUGCUAUGCUGUACCCUAAUGAGCAUGCCCCAGAAUGAAUAGUGACAAUAGUCACAGAAGUAUCAUUGUUUCUGCUGAAUAUUGAUGCCUGAUGAAUGAGGUCAUUCAGGACCUGAGAAGAACAUUAGAUUAAUCUGGUCACUGUGACCAAAGAUAUUGAUCUCUGACUGAGACUUUGCAUGGUCACCUCCACAUGGGAAGUGGACAUGCAUGUGGAAAAUGGUAACACCUACCAAGGCUCACUCAAAAUGUGCACAAACUAUAUGUGGAGCAGGGUAAAGAAACCAAAGACCCUACAACAGAAUCAAUGAAUUAGCUUAUUUGACAUGUUUGUUGUAUGUCUUUUUAGAAUAACAAUCCUUUAACAAUGACAUUAAAUGUUUCCGGCUUUCCUCUACGGAAGACUCACAUCAGACACAAGUUUUUAAUGUGUACAGAAGAUGUGGUAAACUUGUUUGUUGUUGAUGGAGUUAACAGGGGGAAUUGGAUUGAGGGAGUUCCUCCAUAACGCCACUUUUAGCGUGGACGUGUUUAAUGUAAUAGAAAUCUCUAAAGAAAUUGAGAAUUAAAGUUUGUCUUGUAUUUCUA